AUGCGUUUGUGUGUGUUUGUGUGUGGAAGUGUGUGGAAGUGUAGCGCAAUGAGAUUCUCAAUGCCUUUUAUGAGAAUGGAUAGGCGGCCGUUUCCAAAUAUCCUCGUCGUCCAGCCCCCAGUUAUGAGUUCCCAUGUAUUGGAAGUAACUCUUAAUUUCUUUUUGUUAUCACUGUUUUUUUCUUUUUCUUUUUCUUUUUUUGUGAUGGGGAAAGUGCAGCUGCAAAACAAGGAGAAAAGAAAUAAGAGAUAUUGUUUGUUGAUAGCGGGGGGGGGGGGAAAGAAAGUGGAAUUACGGGUAUUUUUUUCCACUGUUUCUUACUGUGGAAGAAGAGGUUAG
Messenger RNA from Trypanosoma brucei brucei TREU927, 339 nucleotides. RefSeq lists its product as hypothetical. The coding region runs from base 1 to 339 and encodes 112 amino acids. The record is from RefSeq and is a predicted model, not a curated record. Lineage: Eukaryota; Euglenozoa; Kinetoplastea; Trypanosomatida; Trypanosomatidae. The transcript has a single exon.